AUGACCGAGCCGAUUAUUCCGGUAGGUAGAACUUUCUGCAAACCGGACUUAGUCGUUCGGCAUGGAGAGCAUGCUUACGUUCUUGAUGUGACUGUGGUUCGAGGUCAACGGUUGGCCGAGGGCUGGACUCUCAAGACGACGAAGUAUGGCUUGAGUGAGGUAGAAAGCUAUAUACAGUCGGAACUUUUUGGACGAUCACUCGGGGACGUUAGGCAUCUCCCGGUGGUGUUUACGGAUCGGGGGUUGUUGUGUGAACGCUCCGGUAAAGGUCUGGGAUCCUUAGGCCUUAUCGCAAAAGAAUUGUCGGUUCUCUGCCUGCUUGUGACUCGGGGCUCCUUAGCCUGCUACGAUGUCUACAUGCGAGGAACUCAGCUGGUCCGGUAG
Molecule: messenger RNA, 384 nt
Organism: Opisthorchis viverrini
Lineage: Eukaryota; Metazoa; Platyhelminthes; Trematoda; Opisthorchiida; Opisthorchiidae
Exons: 1
Coding region: 1-384 (127 amino acids)
Source: RefSeq, a predicted model, not a curated record